AUGGACGGCUUAUCAACUAUUGAUGGAACCGGUGCAACUAUCGGCAGAAGUGCUCCUAUCUCGGGCAUCCCCAAGUUCUUGGAUCCAUAUGAAGAACGUAAAUGGAUGCUGGAGCGUAUGGCCGGCGCCUUCCGAGUUAUUGCUCGCAAAGGAUAUCUCGAGGGCACGGCUGGUCACAUCUCGGUUCGUGACCCAGUUGACCCUGAUACUUUUUGGAUCAACCCCCUUGCUCGUCACUUCGGUCUGAUGAAAGUCAGCGACAUGGUCCAUGUCAACAUGGAAGGAGAAAUCAUCGGUGGAAAUUACGCUUGUAUCAACAACGCGGGGUUUAAUAUCCACUCUGCCCUUCACGAAGCCCGACCCGACGUCAAUGCAGCGUGUCACUUCCACAGUAUCCACGGGAAGACGUGGUCGACCUUCGGAAGACCACUGGAGAUGCUCAAUCAAGACGCUUGCACCUUCUACAAGGAUCAUGCCGUCCACGACAUGUUUGGCGGCAUUGCUUUCGAAGCCUUUGAAGGAGAAAGAAUAGCCACAGCUCUGGGCAAUAACAGGUGUGCCAUCUUGAAGAAUCAUGGUCUACUGACGACAGGGAAGACGGUUGAUGAGGCGGCGUUUUUAUAUACCCUGAUGGAGAACUCCUGUCGCAUCCAGCUUCUUGCAGAGGCUGCUGUGGCGUCGGGGAUUGAGAAGCAGAUCUGUCCUGAUGCUGAAGCUGAGUAUACAUACCGAUUGACUACGCCGGAGGCUAUGUGGUUAGAGUUCCAGCUGGACUACGAAUAUGAACUGGCUAUGUCGGGUGGAGACUUCCUUUCGUAA
This is a messenger RNA of Colletotrichum godetiae, 819 nucleotides long. RefSeq names its product putative aldolase. NCBI's taxonomy places the organism in Eukaryota, Fungi, Ascomycota, Sordariomycetes, Glomerellales, Glomerellaceae. Gene Ontology annotation, molecular function: actin filament binding. The record is from RefSeq and is a predicted model, not a curated record. The transcript is spliced from 3 exons. Gene Ontology annotation, cellular component: cytoskeleton. The coding region runs from base 1 to 819 and encodes 272 amino acids.